UAUCAAUCGUCCUCCUCCCGUUCAUCUCUCUCUCUCUCUCUCUCUGGUAUAGAAAGAGGGUCAAGAAGAAAAAAACUCAAAGGGAUAAACAGAAGCAGGGGAGCUCAAUCAAUGUAAAGAAAGUCAUCAUCUUUUUGCUUUGCAUCUCUCUCUUUUUGACCCUUCGUAUAAUAAUAUAUCUGCAUGCGCGUAUAUACAGAGAACAAAGAUUCGUUUUGUUGAAAGCAUCUGAGAGAGAAAGCUGUUUGGAGCAAAUCGCUAGCCAAUUUCACCUGUCGUUCGGAUCUGUGUUCGUCCACGAUGAUUCAAAUGGAGAAUGGCAACAGUCUUAGGGUCACAUUAUUAGAUCGGAUAUCGACGGCGGAGAAUCGCCGGAGCUCGACUCUUGAAGCUGUCCUCAGAGCCGACGAAAGACCUUCUCUUCCUCCUCCUCCACCGCCGCCGGCGUCGGCCGCGUCAUCUCCGGCGAGUGCCGUCGCGAAUCGGACCCUUCUUGACGUAAUGCGCGACGAUCGCCACCGCAACGGACACGGACGGGACAAGAAGGCGUGGAAGUCACUCAAGGAAAAGCUCCGGCUGAAGCGAAGUGCCACUGUUUGGACAACGCCGAAUCCUAUCCCUGUCGAGGAUAACCUUGUACCGGACAACAGUGAUAGCAGCAGAAACCGGGUCAACCGGCUCGGUUUUCUCCUCUCGGUUAACCAUGAAGGGCAAUCAUCGCAUUCCCAAACCACCACCGAAGAAGGGAGGCUCCGGUUACGCGAGGAGAGAGCCGUACCGGUCCGGUUAACGGAUACACUGUUAGAAACAGAGACUCCGAGGAUGUCUCUGAUGGAGUUGUUGGAUGACAACGAAGAGCAAAAUGGUCUCUUCGGUGCCGGGAUUUGCCACGUAGACGCCGGCGAUGCGGAGGAGGAGGAGGCGGCGCCGGCGGCGGAGGAGAAAGGGUGUUGCUGUGUGUGUAUGGUACGGAGCAAAGGAGCAGCCUUUAUACCGUGUGGUCAUACUUUCUGCAGGUCUUGUUCUAGAGAAUUGUGGGUUCAAAGAGGAAGCUGUCCUCUUUGCAAUGCCUCCAUUACGGAAAUUCUUGAUAUUUUUUAGUUUUUUUUUUUUGCUUUUGAUCAUUUCUUUUUUUUGGUGUUUUUCUCCAUUGAAUUGUGGAUGAAGUUCUUGUAAAGAAUAUCAUUUGCAGAAAAAUAUUUCUUCCCCUUCUA
This is a messenger RNA of Tarenaya hassleriana, 1214 nucleotides long. Its product is annotated as E3 ubiquitin-protein ligase RNF123-like. The transcript has 3 exons. Bases 301 to 1101 code for a protein of 266 amino acids. The record is from RefSeq and is a predicted model, not a curated record. NCBI's taxonomy places the organism in Eukaryota, Viridiplantae, Streptophyta, Magnoliopsida, Brassicales, Cleomaceae.